Carassius auratus (goldfish) is the source of this 781-nucleotide messenger RNA. Its product is annotated as elongin-B-like. The transcript has 4 exons. Lineage: Eukaryota; Metazoa; Chordata; Actinopteri; Cypriniformes; Cyprinidae. The record is from RefSeq and is a predicted model, not a curated record. Gene Ontology annotation, cellular component: elongin complex; VCB complex. Gene Ontology annotation, biological process: transcription elongation by RNA polymerase II. Bases 132 to 491 code for a protein of 119 amino acids. Gene Ontology annotation, molecular function: protein binding.
CGGCACAGAAACGAGUUCACGGCGCUGCUCGCGCAAAGACGUCUGGGAUUGUGGAGGACCGGCUCGAGCGCUUUGAUUUCCGCAGUGCAGCGUGGGAUAGUGGAAGAAGUCAGCGAAACACUCGGAGAGAAAUGGAUGUCUUUCUGAUGAUCAGACGUCACAAGACAACCAUCUUCACGGAUGCCAAGGAGUCGACCACAGUCUACGAGCUGAAGCGGAUCGUGGAGGGCAUCCUAAAGCGAGCGCCAGAGGACCAGAGACUUUAUAAGGAUGACAUGCUGCUUGAAGAUAGUAAGACUCUCGGAGACUCUGGGUUCACAAACCAGACAGCCAGGCCUCAGGCUCCGGCCACAGUAGGACUGGCUUUUCGCAUCGGUGAUGAUGCUUUUGAGCCUCUGAGAAUAGAGGCCUUCUCCAGCCCUCCUGAGCUUCCUGAUGUCAUGAAGCCUCAAGACUCGGGCAGCACUGCCAACGAACAAGCCGUGCAGUGAAGGAGGAACUGAAGAUAAAGGGUUGGGGGGAGGGUGGGGGGGAGACAGCGGGGGUGAAGAGUGUCCAAAACAGCGGACAAGCAAAACACGUGUGUUUAAAGAUGGUGGUGCGUCUUGAGUUACAAAAAGAGGGGGAAAGCAUGAGUGAGAGUGAUCUUGUGUGAUAUUGUACCUUUGCUGGGAAUCUGAAUCGCUCUCCCUGUUCCUCCUCACGUCCCAUCGAGCACUAGCAGCUUACUCUCACUGUAUUGUCGCAAACCCUUCCAAUGUUCAGUGUCUGCUCAUCUACA